CUUACUCUACAAUUCAAUGAUUAAGUGGUACCUUGCUAGGCUUCUCAAAUUUAUGUCUGCAUAGCUCUUGGUCACGUACACAUAGACACAAGUACCCGAGAUCUCACCUUGGCGGACUCAGACCAUUACCCAUUGGGCAGGAAAAUCCCGUCAUCUCCGUGCCUAAUAUCUUCAACUUUGAUGAACUACCAGUCAUUAUCUUGAAAGCUAGCGAUCCAAGCAACAAUGUCGAAGCGUUCCGCACCAAGUGAGGGUGAAGUAGGUGGGCUCUUAAAACGUGUCCUGGCGCCAACUGGAUCGAAUCGACCAAGUCGUCCUAGCACACCAUCACAGGUCUGGAAGCAUGCGGCAAUGAAACUGCAGCCGGUUCUCAAGGCCAUGGUAGCCUUUGCCGCGAAUAGAGAGUUUGAGAAACGGCCAUCCAAGUACCGGCUGCAAGUUGCCGAGAAGCAGCAUGGCGCCAUCACGCUUACGCCCCUCUUCGUUGGCGUUUCCGCCGCCUUCACCGAUGACGAACCGAACGUUGCUGUCGUCGCCAUCGCCGUCCAUGACAGCGUUUACCUUCACGACUUCACCGUGCACAACGUCCCCUUACCGACCCCACGCGACAGCACUGAUCCCAUCGCCGAUUUCGUUGUCGAAUCCCUACGCAAAUACCAGAAGAAAUCCCUAUGCAAGUACAUCGGCGGUGGCCUGCCCGUAGAUCUCGAGCGCGUCAGCCCGUCGCUGUGCUCAAGGCUGUGGUCGGAGCUGGAUCUAGUGCCACUUUCGCUGUGGCCCGAUCAGGAGGGCUCAGAGAAAGAUAUGGAGGGUUUUACGUUUUGGAAGGAUAGGGGCGUUGAUGAGCAGGCAGAUUCGAUGGCGAGGAAGUCGAUUACGGCCUUCGGUCCGAAUCUCUCGCCCCUGCUUCAAGUUGGGUAUCGCGGGAUUGUGCAGAUUGAUGCAGGAUUCCGCGCCCAUAUGCAUAUGCUUGAGGACUAUCAGAAGACGUGCCAGGCGGUUACUUGGGACGCGAUGUUGCAUUAUGCGGCAAAACUAAAGGAGAAAAAGACGAAAAUCGCAUUCUUCAGUAGUACACCGCAAGGCGGCGGCGUGGCGCUGAUGAGACACGCACUUGUGCGCUUUGCGCGAACGGUCGACGUUGAUCUACGGUGGUACGUUCCGAAACCGAAACCGGGCGUCUUCCGUGUCACGAAGACUAUCCAUAAUAUCCUCCAAGGAGUCGCGGAACCUGGUGUCCGGAUUUCAGAAGAAGAGAAAGCUUCGGUGGACGGCUGGAUCACCGAACAUGCCGAGAGGUACUGGCUCUGCAAAAAUGGGCCGCUGCGGCCGCCCUCGGAAGGCGGCGCUGAUAUUAUCAUUAUCGAUGACCCACAAAUGCCCAGCUUAAUUCCCCUCAUCAAGCUUCUCACCCCUGACCGGCCAGUUCUAUACAGAAGCCAUAUCCAGAUUCGCAGCGACCUUUGCGACACGCCCGGGACGCCUCAGCAGGAUAUCUGGGACCAUUUGUGGUCUAAAAUUACGCAGGCAGAUAUGUUCAUAAGCCACCCCGUACCGGAAUUUAUUCCGCAGAGUGUGCCCGCUGAGAAGGUUGCGUAUCUUCCCGCUACUACUGACUGGUUGGACGGGCUUAACAAGCCAUUGGCGGAUUGGGAUACACAGUAUUAUAUGCACCUGUAUAAUCAAAGGGCACACGGUAUCCGGAUGACCGAAUUAGGCUUUCCGGAUCGUCAAUACUUUGUGCAAAUAGCACGCUUCGACCCAUCCAAAGGCAUCCCGGUCGUCUUAAAGGCUUAUGUAGAGUUCCGCGCCCUUCUCGCCAAAAAAGUUGGCGAGAAAUCAGUCAAGAAUGCCCCUCAACUUGUCAUCGUCGGCAACGGCUCCAUCGACGACCCCGACGGCACUCUCGUCCACGACCAGACCAUGUCUUACAUUGAAGCGCACUGUCCGCACCUCGCAAGCUCCAUCUCAGUCCAACGCCUCGAGCCAUAUGACCAGCUCCUCAAUGCGCUCAUGACCAACGCACACAUUGUCAUGCAGCUCUCCAUCCGCGAAGGCUUCGAGGUGAAAGUCUCCGAGGCUCUCAAGAAAGGGCGGCCGGUGAUUGUAAGUCGGGUAGGUGGUAUCCAACUCCAGGUCCAGCACGAGCGCAACGGGUUCCUCGUCGAGCCUGGGGACUGGAAGGACGCGGCAGGGUGCCUAUUGAGGUUGUGGACUGAUCACGAGUUGCAUGAUCGGAUGAGUGAGGUGGCAGCGCGGACCGUGAGCGACGAGGUUGGGACAGGAUAG
Messenger RNA from Pseudogymnoascus verrucosus, 2289 nucleotides. RefSeq lists its product as uncharacterized. The transcript is spliced from 10 exons. The record is from RefSeq and is a predicted model, not a curated record. NCBI's taxonomy places the organism in Eukaryota, Fungi, Ascomycota, Leotiomycetes, Thelebolales, Thelebolaceae. Gene Ontology annotation, molecular function: glycosyltransferase activity. The coding region runs from base 226 to 2289 and encodes 687 amino acids.